Molecule: messenger RNA, 4314 nt
Organism: Chaetomium fimeti
Lineage: Eukaryota; Fungi; Ascomycota; Sordariomycetes; Sordariales; Chaetomiaceae
Exons: 9
Coding region: 1-4314 (1437 amino acids)
Source: RefSeq, a predicted model, not a curated record
AUGAGCUCUCACAGUACCAACGUCGGUACCGCAUCCCCGGCCACGGUGAGCACUCGUGGCUCCAAGUCAGGAAACCAAGAUGAAAAAGACGAGUUUUCUUGGCUUCGCAAGGACUUUAACGGACCGGAAUACAUCAGCUACUCGGAACUUUCCAACGCAACAUACUGCGCCUUUGACUUUGGCCAAUGGGGCUAUGCCGCGUCCACCAAUGACGGAGGCGAACUUUUACAAAUGACGGCGCCUUCAGGGAAACACGGAAUCGUGUUCGCCUGGGGUGAUUUCGAAUUUUCCCCCGACCUGGCCCUUGCCCGCGGCCAACGAGAGCAGGGGGGGAAGUCGAGCUUUGGUCUGAAGUUCCUCGGGUCCGAAGGAGGCGAGUCAAGAAGCUACAAAUGGAGCGUGACCGAACGCGGCUCUUUCCAGUACCGCUGGCCCAUUAAGAGAUUCUGCUACAGUUCAGUCGACCGAAGCCGUCUCGAUGCAAACGCCGGGACCCCAAAUGAGGAGGAGGAGGACGACGAGGAGGAGGCAGCCGACGCAAAGUUGGGCACGGGUUCAUUGAUGUCGUUUGUUGACAAGGGGUGCCUCUACCAAGUGCUGCGCCUCGACCCGACCAAAGAAUUCGAAUUACAACUGACGCUUGAAUGCCCCAUGCAAUUCCAUUCCUUCGCCAACCCCGACGGCGAAGAGGUGGAAGCAGAACAAUCCGAAUCGAGAGGCAACAAGCCCCACAAGGUACCAAAAUGGGUCACUGCUGAGACGAAGGAAAACGCCACAACACCGCUCGUCUUUCUCGCCAUGUACCGUUUGGUGGAGGCCGAACAUGAAAUACAAGCCUGCCUGAAGCCACCAUGGCCCGACGAGAUAUCUAACGUCGUCCUGGCCAAAUCAUCAGACACUUUCGCAGGAACUGCCGAGUUGUGGCAAGGCCUCUUCGCCGAUAGGCAAUCCAAGGCUGAAUGCGUGUCAGCGCUCUGCGAGGCCGACAUAAUUGGCCGCUGCUUGGAGAAGGUCUUGGGCGUCGACCUCGUCCCCGCCUUGGAUAAGGCCCAGGCUCCGGCGGCUGGCAAAGAUGCGGAACGGCAGGCCAUCGUUAGCAACAUGUUUCUCAGAGCCUCUGUCGACGUAAAAGGAUUAUUUUGGAAGACGAGAUUCCUAGUCAAGGUCGACAAAGUACUAUCCCGUGCUUUGCUUGACGAGGAAGAACUGUACGUCGGAACGGACAGCACUCUCAAGGCAGCCCAAGAGACCAUCAACAGGGUCCGCAGGGCGAUUUCCGGCAUCCUGCGUUUCGUGGUACAAGAACUGCUCAAGUCCGACGAAAGGCUGUCAUUGGCCACCCCAGAUGACGGAGAUUUCCAUCGGCACUGCUACCCCUUGAUCACCGUGUGUUACAUUGUUCACGCCUACCCAGACACCGAUUGGACCCGCGAUAAGGUCACCCCGGCAGAGGGAAAACUUGACGGGUCGGAUCGGAAUCACAGCAUUCUCGGUUUCCGGGUGGAUGGUCCUCUGCCUCGAAAUGGCUACCCCGUUAUUAAAGUCGAAAAAGCUCUGCUCUGCCAUCUCCACGGCCGGUCUAUUUUCUCGCUCCAACAAAAGGGUUUACUUCCGGCUGUGGAGUCUUGUGACGAAUUCGAGCUCCAUCAUCUGGAAAAAGCGGCCCGGACAGCCCUCGUGAAGCGCAUCUCGUCAGCUCGCCAGUACGAAGCCGGCGAUGAGGUGUCCGAGAGACUGGUAUUCCUCGCCCAUGAACUCUGGGGGAAGGAGGGGGACAAUGACCAUAAUAAUGAGACGGUGAGCUGCUUAAACCGCAUUCUGAAGCGGGAAGAGCGCCGAGAGUACACAACCACCAUCAACCUGUCGGAUUCGGACCCGGAAAAGGGCCAGACAUGGGCCGGACCCUGGGAAGUCCAUGUUCUGUGUCACCAUAGCCGCCUCAUGAUGGCCCACCACCGCAUCAAACACGACAAAAGCAAAAGCAGAGAGGCAAGGGCCGAUGGCCAAGAGCACCUUGAGUAUUUCAAGAGAAAGCUCUGUGACUUUUUGACUUGCGAAGCAUCGCUAACACCCUGCUGGGAGCGCAAUAACUCGUCUGCCCACCUCCGCGGCAUGCUGAGGUCCGAAGCGACGGCCGUCGUCUCAUCGACCAUCUUGGACAUGUUUCUCCAUGAUUACACCCGUGCACUGGCCGGAUCAGGUGCUAAUAGAGCCCCGGAUGGUCCGAUGCCCGCUAGCUGUGCAUGUGGGCUUCAAGGAACCGGCAUCAAGACCGUUUCUAGGCCGUUUCGAAACCGCCCGCGACAUCCCAGGGAGGGACUAGACGCCGUGCAUCUCAUGAGCCUGCAGCUCGAUGCUCUUGAGGCGAUUGAGGCCCAGGGCGAGGAAGAGCAAAUCGACUACCUCAAGUUCCGGCCCCCGUCGCGAUUCCAUCCAGACGAAUUCUUUCGCUCGCUCGAAGACACGCCCGACUAUUACCACGAGCAUGCUAUCAGCAAACGAUCCCGGGAUUUACCAAAGGCAAUACGUCAAGCUAUCCGCGCGAAAGGCACACGGCCGACCGACACAGGCGAGAAGCCUUGCUUUCCUCCUAAGGUUCUGUGCCUCCAUGGCACCAAAUCACCCCCGGAGAAACCCGACACAGAGCUCAGUGGCUCAAGCGAAGAGGAAAUCAGCAAGCCCAUCGCCGGGGACCAUCUCGUCCGCUUGGAAACCUCCGAAACACUCAUAGCCGGCAAACUCGAGAGCGACGAAGCCAGCGAUACUAAAAGUGCAACCGACCGGACUGUACCGCAUCGGGAUGUUGUUAAAGAGUUUCUGGAUUCCCUCGGCGACCUCAGCGAGAGGCUCCGAGAGCUACUAACUGGAACAGAAAAGGAUGGCGGGGAGGGCGAGAAGAUCCGCGCGAUAGAAGCGCUGCUCCCUCUUGCUAUCAUUGACCUGCGCAUGCCUACUUGGGAAGAGAAACUACGAACCCUGCCUCUUUCGUAUGGACCCAAAAUCCUUGGGAUGAUUACUGAUAGUCUCAUUGAUCAACAAGUGCGCCACCGAAUUCUAAUCUCGUGCGUCGCAUACCAACUCCCCAAGGGUCUACUUCGCCUCCUCGUCCACAUCCUUCAUCCCGAGGUGGUCGAGUGCUUCAACAACCACCACCUCCGCCUGUCGAGAUUUCAACUCUCUAGUAGGCCCGAGCCACCCGUCGUAGCGCACAUCACCAUCCGGAGCUGGUCCGUCGUCUGGGACCGAGAACUUAGCUACGCCACCCAGGAAGAGGACAAGAUCGAGAUCCCCGAUAACCUUUUUCUCGAACAUCGGCGCAAGAACAACCCCCUCCAAAAUAAACCACCCCUCGUAGAGCUCAGAGUCUCGUCCGUCGCCAUAUCCACCAACCGCUUUGGCGACUUUAGUCGGUGCUCCCUCAUCACUUACCAGAUUCCGUGCUGCCGGCUCAAGAAGUUGGGCGUUAUGGCGCAGGAGAUCUGGGACAAGUUCACGCACCAACCGCAGACGGGGAGGUUUCUUGUCUUUUGCAUGAUUCUGGGCGAGCUGUGCGAGAGCCUGGUAUCCGACUACCAGGAUAUUCUGGACGGGUUUAUCCGGGAGACACUGCCGGAUGAUAAGGUUCCAAUCUAUCUCGAAGAGGUCGACAGGUUGCAGGACCACAACAAGAACGCUGAUGUCAUGCUCCGGCUGAGUCUCUGGGGCCUGGAAGCCCUCUUCAAGGUGAACAAUACCCUCAGUGCGUCGGUGCGUGUCCUCGAGUCGGCCAUUGUGGACCUGAAGAGAGAGAUGAAAAAUGGACCUGGAAGGCGAAGUCCCGAGCUCGAAAGCGCGUACCAUGAAUAUCUCGGCAAGCUGGAAAGGCCAUUCCGAGACUUGACCGCGAUCCAGAACAAGCUGGAGAGAAAAGUGGAAUUCAACACGCGCUACACGAACGCGGCCGUCUUUGCUGUCCCCAAAGACCAAAAUGUGCUGGACGAAGAGAUGGGUCGAACCUGGUACAUCAAGAUCAUCAUCUUUUUCGCCGUCGGAAUUCUUGUCGUUGGCGCGUGUCUGGGCCAUAUCUUGUAUGUGGUCGAUCGCUUUGUGGGUUUUGUCACGUACCUCAUUCCUGAGUGGCUGCGGGUUGAGUGGCUGUGGGGGGAAGUUGAAGAGGGAGUUGAGUGGCUGUGGGGGGAAGUUGAGUGGCGACGGGGGGCGGCUAUUAAGUGGCUGCGGGGGGAGGAUGAGUCGCUGAGUAUCCGCAGCAUGUGCAAGCGUGUGGUGAGAGGCCUGAGGCGCACAACGCCUGAUCAUGGUGAAGACGAGGUCUAG